Pelecanus crispus (Dalmatian pelican) is the source of this 1448-nucleotide messenger RNA. NCBI's taxonomy places the organism in Eukaryota, Metazoa, Chordata, Aves, Pelecaniformes, Pelecanidae. The record is from RefSeq and is a predicted model, not a curated record.
CAGCGUGAGUGCAUCUCAGUCCAUGUUGGUCAAGCUGGUGUGCAGAUCGGCAAUGCAUGCUGGGAGCUCUACUGCCUGGAGCAUGGCAUCCAGCCCAAUGGUACCAUGCCAAGCGAUAAAACCAUCGGUGGAGGUGAUGAUUCCUUUAACACAUUCUUCAGUGAGACCAGUGCAGGAAAACAUGUACCUCGAGCUGUGUUUGUGGACCUUGAACCAGCAGUAAUAGAUGAAGUUAGGAAUGGGACAUACAAGCAACUCUUUCAUCCUGAACAACUGAUAUCUGGUAAAGAAGAUGCUGCAAAUAACUAUGCUCGAGGUCAUUACACAGUUGGGAAGGAGAUAAUUGAUCUAGUUCUAGAGCGUAUCAGGAAACUGUCGGAUCAAUGCACUGGCUUGCAGGGUUUCCUGAUUUUCCACAGCUUUGGGGGAGGCACUGGCUCAGGUUUUACUUCUCUGCUGAUGGAGCGCCUGUCAGUUGACUAUGGGAAAAAAUCAAAAUUGGAAUUUGCCAUCUACCCUGCACCACAGGUCUCAACAGCUGUUGUUGAGCCAUACAACUCCAUCCUGACUACCCACACCACUCUGGAGCAUUCCGACUGUGCCUUUAUGGUGGACAAUGAGGCCAUCUAUGACAUUUGCCGUAGGAAUCUGGACAUUGAACGCCCAACCUACACCAAUCUCAAUCGCCUUAUUGGUCAGAUAGUCUCUUCUAUUACUGCUUCCCUCAGAUUUGAUGGUGCCUUAAAUGUGGAUCUUACUGAAUUUCAAACUAACUUGGUGCCUUACCCACGUAUCCACUUCCCGUUGGUAACAUAUUCCCCAAUUAUUUCAGCAGAGAAAGCCUAUCAUGAGCAACUCUCUGUGUCUGAGAUAACCAAUGCUUGCUUUGAGCCAUCCAAUCAGAUGGUGAAGUGUGACCCUCGCCAUGGCAAGUACAUGGCCUGUUGUAUGCUGUAUCGUGGGGAUGUUGUCCCCAAGGAUGUCAAUGCUGCUAUUGCUGCUAUCAAAACUAAGCGCACAAUCCAGUUUGUGGACUGGUGCCCUACUGGUUUUAAGGUUGGCAUCAAUUACCAGCCACCGACAGUGGUUCCUGGUGGUGACCUAGCCAAAGUCCAGCGGGCGGUGUGCAUGCUGAGCAACACUACAGCCAUUGCUGAGGCAUGGGCUCGUCUAGACCACAAGUUUGAUCUGAUGUAUGCCAAACGUGCCUUUGUUCACUGGUAUGUUGGAGAAGGGAUGGAGGAGGGGGAGUUCUCAGAGGCUCGGGAAGAUUUGGCUGCACUUGAGAAAGAUUAUGAAGAAGUGGGCACAGACUCGAUGGAUGGAGAAGAUGAAGGUGAAGAAUAUUAAAGACAACAAAAGUGAAUUGCAAGUCUUUGCCAUUUUACUGCCUCUUCAGUAACGGUGUAAAUCAUGUUAAAUAAUCGGAAUAAACUUCUUUGAGACAU